Molecule: messenger RNA, 2043 nt
Organism: Nematostella vectensis (starlet sea anemone)
Lineage: Eukaryota; Metazoa; Cnidaria; Anthozoa; Actiniaria; Edwardsiidae
Product: deoxyribose-phosphate aldolase
Exons: 4
Coding region: 115-1080 (321 amino acids)
Biological process (GO): carbohydrate catabolic process; deoxyribonucleotide catabolic process
Cellular component (GO): cytoplasm
Molecular function (GO): deoxyribose-phosphate aldolase activity
Source: RefSeq, a predicted model, not a curated record
UAAUUAUCGACAUAUCGAACCCCCUUCACACGUUUCCAGCAAAAAGGCAAGAUUAAAUUUGAUUUAGUUUUUCUUUAAUUUUGGGCUUCUUCUUCGACUUUAGAGCACCCAUCAAUGUCUUCCCAUCUUAUCCGUAAUCCUGGGUCACCUCUAGACCUUGGAUGGGUAGAAAAUUCACGAGUGAAUUUACCCGCGGUGAAGCGAAGAGCUGAGACCUUGAAAACACGAAGGUCGGUAAAGAAACAAUGGCAGGCCGGAUGGCUUCUACGCGCGGUCACCUGCAUUGAUUUAACCACUCUUGCUGGAGAUGACACGAUUACAAACGUUUCCCGACUCUGCUUCAAGGCAGAGAACCCGAUUCGUAAAGAUCUAUUGGAGAAGAUGGGUGUUGAGGAGAGUAAGGUGAAAACCGGUGCAGUGUGCGUGUAUUCUAGCAGAGUGGACGAUGCUGUUUCUACGCUAAAAAAGCUGGGAUCUAAAGUCCCCGUUGCUUCAGUAGCUGCCGGCUUUCCUGCAGGUCAAACUCCGUUAAAGCAGCGAAUUGAAGAAAUAGAAAUGGCUGUGUCUGCUGGUGCCCAAGAGAUUGACAUUGUCAUCACCAGGGGACAUGUCCUGUCUGGAAACUAUCAGGCACUAUAUGAGGAGAUUGCGGCGAUGAGGAAAGCUUGUGGUGAUGCACAUCUCAAGACUAUCUUAGCCACUGGUGAACUUGGAUCGCUUACAAAUGUUUACAAGGCGAGUCUGGUAGCCAUGAUGGCAGGGUCUGAUUUUAUCAAAACGUCGACGGGUAAAGAGGCAGUUAAUGCUACCUUCCCUGUGGCGCUAGUCAUGGUCAGGGCUGUACGUGAUUAUUAUGAGCGGACAGGUCACAAGGUGGGGUUCAAGCCUGCCGGGGGUAUCCGCAGUGCUAAGGAUGCUCUGGUCUGGUUGUCACUGAUGAAGGAAGAGCUAGGCGAUGAAUGGACACACCCAAAUCUAUUCCGUCUUGGUGCUAGCUCCCUCCUUGGUGACAUAGAACGACAGUUGUUCCAUCAUGUCACAGGAAGAUAUGCUGCAGCUCAUGAACUUCCAAUGGCAUAAUCUGGUUAUUUAUCAAGUUACCCAUAACUUCAAAUGGCAUAAUUUAGCCAUUUAUCAAGCUACCCUUGACAUAAGAUGGGUUAUGGGCUGUAUAUACUUAAUUUAAUUGUGUCCAGUCUUUAUUGUUAUGGGUGUAUCCAGGCUUGUACUAAGGAGGUGUGGAGGGUGCACCCCUCUUGGAUGCCAAAUUUUGUGUCAUUUCUUAUAGAUUGCCAAAUAUUAUACACAUUAUCUAUAAAAUACUUAUGACUGCAUACCCCCAACCCCUCCCCCCCCCUCGCCAUUUCUAGGUAUUCACCUGGCAUCUGCCAAGAGGUGGUGGCAUGGGGGAUGUAAGGCAUGGCUGAACUUAACCCAUUUAAGAGCUUUUUUUCCGACUAAAAUUUUAUGUUAUCAUAUUUUUCAAAAGGGUUUCUGCCAGAGUAUCAAAAUCUAUCUUUUUUCCAUGCUAUUUAAUUUUAAAAUUACAACUGCUCAUUUAAAACUGCUAGUGAACUUACUAGUUCCCAAUCUUCCAAUUCAACUGCUUUUAUAAGCUAGUUGUUUUAUAUGUCUAAGUCCCAGCCAUAGGAAGAAGGGUACAGGGUGGGGGGGGGGGGGAAGGGAAGUGCUCAGUAACAUUAAGAAUGCUGCUUUUUAAACUACCUAUCAAUAAUAAGUGUGGAUUGAUGCGUUUUGCAGCAUCUUGUAUCAGGGGUGGGUCUAGCAGACCCGGGCCCAUCUUUGGUUUAAAAAUAACAAGAAAUAUAAAGAAAUAUACAGAAGAACAAUAAGUCAGGCUCCCCUUUCUUGAAACUUUUGCUUCCCCCCCCCCCCCCCUUUUUUGACUUCUGGAUCCGCCUCUGUGUAAUGUGAAAUAUUGGCUAAAAAGAAUCCUCAGCCAUUACUAAGAGAAGAAAAGUUGUCAUUUGAUAGAGGUGGAAAAUGGAACAAAUUUUGACCAUUAAAAAUUUAUUUAAAAUG